AUCUGCCGUGUGCUGCAGUUCCUCUCUGUUUGCUCUUGAGACCCUCGCGCUCAGACUUCUUUAAGGCCACAAGAUCAAGCAAAGGUGCGGAAGGCUUUCCCAUUUCUCUGGCCAUACACUGAGGUGUCUAAUAGCCUCCAGCUCAGGGCUGUGCAUGUGAGAAGUGAAUCUGAGAAGAGAAGGGCAGACACUUAAAGAGAGAGAAGAGUUUCCCACAGAGUAUGGCCUCUGCCAAAAAAGAUGGCGUGGAUGAAAGAAUGGUGGACAUUAAAGAAGAGGACUGUGAGUGGCUCACACCAGAGGAUGUGUGUGUGAAGCUGGAGGAUCAUGAAGAAAGAAUUUCAGUUUUUAAAGAGCAGGAGGAGUGCAAGGGGGUGACUGCUGCCAUUAAAGCUGAGGAUUUGAAUGAUUUCUCAUGUGGUCUUCAACAUCAACAGCAUGAAACUGAGGGUAUUUUCAAGCGAGAUGCCUGUGAAGAAUCUCCAUCCGGUUUACAGUCCUGGUCCACUAAUACGGGACGACUGGCUAAGCAGGAGAAUUCUGUAGAGCUGAAAUCAGAGUUAUCAGAGUCUGAAGAGAAAAUCACCGAGGAAAAUGGGAGAGAAGGAGAAGAGUCAACUGGGAGUGUUGGAAUAAAUUUACAGAAGAAUGGCAGCGUCUCUCCACCUUCAUUUUGUGAACCCUCUCCUCAAUACAAAGAGAAAGGCAUGAAGAAAUCAGCAAGAGGAUCAGAGAACCUGACAGCAGACUAUUUGCAGUGCAGUUCUCUCACUGCUACUGGAGCAACACAGACAGAAGCCAUCAAAACUGAUCGACAGCAAGUGGAGAAAGAAAUCCAAAUUCAUACUGGAAAAAAAUGUUUGGAAUGUGGGAAACAAUUCACACAAAAAAGUUCUCUUAAUAAACAUAUGAAGAUUCACACAGGAGAAAAAACAUAUUGCUGUUCAGAAUGUGAUAAGUCGUUCUUAAAGAAAAGAAGUCUUCAGAUACACAGAAGAAGCCACACAGGAGAAAAAACGAGUUGUUGUCCAGAUUGUGGCAAGUCGUUGUCAUGGAGAAGCAGUCUUCAGAGGCACAGAAGAAUCCACACAGGAAAGAAACCUCAUUGUUGUCCAGAAUGUGGUAAGUCGUUCUCAAUGAAAAGCAAUCUUCGGAGACACAGAAGAAUCCACACAGGUGAACAGCCUGACUAUGAAGUAGCAGCCUCAAAGCACCCCAAGCUGGUUGAUCCUGAUAGAAAUCUGAAGAGGAAACUCUGUGAGAAACAUCAGAAAUGUCUGGAGAUGUUUUGUAAAACUGAUGAGAAGUGUAUCUGCAUGAUGUGUAAAAUGACUGAACAUGGUAGUCAUGAAAAGGUCGAGCAGAAGAUGGAAAGAGAAGGAAAACAGAAACAGCUGGGGGUGACACUGAGGAAAAUUAGGAGGAGACUUGAAGAAAAAGAGAAGAAACUGAAGGAGACAACGAGGACAGUGGAAGAGAUGAAGCUUUCUGUGGAAAGAGUGAUGAGGGAACACGAGAAGAGCUUCACUGAUCUGAUUCAUUGCAUUGAGGAAGCCCACAAGAAAUUGACAGAGAGGAUCAGAGAACAAGAAAAGAGAGAAAUGGAGAAGGCUGAAGGAGUCAUGGAGCAGCUGCUUUCUCACCUCUCUGUGUCCUUCCUGCUGACGGAGACUCGCUCAGCUUUACUGUCACGGUUGAGUUUUCUUCUGAGGACCUGCUAA
This is a messenger RNA of Polypterus senegalus (gray bichir), 1721 nucleotides long. Its product is annotated as zinc finger protein 23-like. The transcript is spliced from 6 exons. Bases 222 to 1721 code for a protein of 499 amino acids. Gene Ontology annotation, biological process: regulation of DNA-templated transcription. The record is from RefSeq and is a predicted model, not a curated record. Lineage: Eukaryota; Metazoa; Chordata; Cladistia; Polypteriformes; Polypteridae. Gene Ontology annotation, molecular function: zinc ion binding; RNA polymerase II cis-regulatory region sequence-specific DNA binding; DNA-binding transcription factor activity, RNA polymerase II-specific.